AUGUCCGAUGUUCCAUUGUUCAAAGUGCCGAAUACGCGAAGGCAGCAUAAUCGACUGCUUCCUUCAUUAGCUAUUCCACCCACACAGAAUAAUACCAAACCCAAUCUCAAGUUGAAUGCAGAUUCAUCGCAAGAUAUUGGAGAAGGACGAUUUGGUCAAUUGAGCAUUAGAGACUCACAGAGUGAUUUCCAAACACAACUACCAACUCAGCUCAAAAAGCCUCCCCCAGUAAUGACAACUAUAAACUCUCUAUCACCAUCAUCAAAUUCGUCAUCCACUCCGAAUACGGCAACGUCAUCCUUGUCAUCGAGCUCCCCUAGGUUGAAGCGAAAACCACCACCAAUCUCGACCGAUACAACAUCUCAACAAGAAGAUAAUGACAAAGUACGACUGCGGAAUACCCUGAAUGAGGAGAAGGAGGUCCUGCAAGAAUGUGAUCAGUGGAAGCUGAAGCUGGAUAGUUUUUUGCAAAACAAACACUAUCUUGAGCAACUAACUUCUUACGACUGGCAUUUUUGUGCUAAUAACAACCUCAUUGAAGAAAUGGGAAAGUUGGGAGAGGGAAAUGGAGGAUCGGUCACCAAAUGCCGUGUUGUAAAGUUACAGAAAUCACAAGUUUUUGCUUUGAAAAUGAUAAUUGCAGACUCCAACCCCGAUGUGCAAAAACAGAUAUUUCGAGAGUUGGAUGUUGCAAAAAAAUGUCAGCACCCCAAUAUCGUCAACUACUAUGGAACUUUUCUUUUGGAAAAGCAGUCAAUGAUCGGAAUAGCGAUGGAGUAUAUGGAUGGACAUUCUCUAGAUGCAAUAUAUAAGGAAGUUGCUAAACGAGACAAAACCAAUAGGAUAAGCGAAAAGGUGUUGGGUAAGAUUGCAAACUCGAUUUUGUCGGGAUUGGAUUAUUUGCAUCUGAAGAACAUCAUCCACAGAGAUAUCAAGCCAUCGAAUGUUUUAUUAGACUCAAAAGGAAACGUCAAGCUAUGUGAUUUUGGUGUUAGUGGUGAGGCAGUUAAUUCUUUUGCAUCCACAUUUGUUGGCACACAGUACUAUAUGGCGCCAGAGCGUAUCAUGGGUAAAAAUUACUCGAUAUCAAGUGACAUAUGGUCACUAGGCAUGUCGAUGCUUGAGGUUGCCAGUGGGAAAUUUCCUAUCGACGUUUCGUUAGGACCAAUCGAGGUAGUUGAAAUGGUUCUGAGAAGUGAGUUGUCAUUGAAGGAUAGUGUUUCUGACUGUAUUUUUUGGUCUCCUGAAUUCAAACGGUUUAUAGCUAGGUGUUUGAUUAAGGAUCCUCAAAAGAGGCCCAUACCGAGACAACUUUUGGCCCACGACGAGUGGUGUUUGGCGCAAUUGCGAGAGAAGGUGAGAAUGGAUAGAUUUGUUGCUGUUGUUUGGAAAUUGAAUGAGUGA
Lodderomyces parapsilosis is the source of this 1404-nucleotide messenger RNA. RefSeq names its product mitogen-activated protein kinase kinase (gene MKK2). Gene Ontology annotation, biological process: regulation of fungal-type cell wall organization; cell integrity MAPK cascade; protein phosphorylation. The record is from RefSeq and is a predicted model, not a curated record. NCBI's taxonomy places the organism in Eukaryota, Fungi, Ascomycota, Pichiomycetes, Serinales, Debaryomycetaceae. The transcript has a single exon. Gene Ontology annotation, molecular function: MAP kinase kinase activity; ATP binding. The coding region runs from base 1 to 1404 and encodes 467 amino acids.